AUGGGACCUCAGCAUUUGAGACCUGUGCAGCUACUCUGCCUCCUAGGGGCCAUCUCCACUCUGCCGUGGGCUGGGGCUCUUUUGUGCUACGAAGCAACAUCCUCACUCUUCAGAGCUGUUUCUUUCCAAAACUGGAGAUGGUUGCUGAUGAGGAGUAUGGUGUGCAAGCUAAAUGAGGGCUGCGAGGAGACGCUGGUGCUCAUCGAGACAGGGACCAAAAGGGGAGUUGUGGGUUUUAAAGGCUGCAGCCCAACCCCAUCUUACCCCCAGCAAGUCUCCUACCUCGUUUCACCGCCUGGAUUGUCCAUUGCCUCCUAUAGCCGUGUCUGCCGGAAAUAUCUCUGCAAUAAUCUCACCAACUUGAAUCCUUUCAUGAAACUCAAGAGAACUCCUGCAUCUACGAUAUUUUCUUCCCUUAGUUGCCCAAUCUGUGUGGGCGAGCAUUCUAAGGAUUGCCUCCCACAUUUUGUCACCACAAGUUCUUGCCCCCAGAGUGCCCCUGCGUGUUACAGUUCCACCUUAAGGUUUCAGGCAGGGUUUCUCAAUACCACCUUCCUCCUCAUGGGCUGUACUCGUGGACAUCACAAGCUUUUCACAGAUUUUCAUUAUAUCGGGACCAUGAGAGUGACUGAGGUCCUCAACGUUUUAGAGAAGGCCCAGAUUGCUGGUGCAGAGCCCUCCAGUUGGGAUCCUGCUUGGGGCAUCCUCUCAGGCCUCCUGCUUGCCUUUAGGGACUGA
Molecule: messenger RNA, 738 nt
Organism: Molossus molossus (Pallas's mastiff bat)
Lineage: Eukaryota; Metazoa; Chordata; Mammalia; Chiroptera; Molossidae
Gene: LYPD4
Product: LY6/PLAUR domain containing 4
Exons: 4
Coding region: 1-738 (245 amino acids)
Cellular component (GO): plasma membrane raft; plasma membrane
Source: RefSeq, a predicted model, not a curated record